This is a messenger RNA of Priapulus caudatus, 1477 nucleotides long. Its product is annotated as chromosome transmission fidelity protein 18 homolog. The record is from RefSeq and is a predicted model, not a curated record. Bases 11 to 1477 code for a protein of 488 amino acids. The transcript has 11 exons. Lineage: Eukaryota; Metazoa; Priapulida; Priapulimorpha; Priapulimorphida; Priapulidae.
GUGGAGAUGAAUGCCAGGUAGGUGGCGCUGCUGUACCACUCCUGUCUACGCAGGACUACACAUGACUACGUUUAACCCGUGCGACGACAGAAGCACGGACGUGUUCAAGACACGUAUAGAGGGCGCCACUCAGAUGAAGGCCGUCCUCGGGGCGGACCCACGACCGAACUGCCUCAUCAUCGAUGAGAUAGAUGGCGCUCCACAGGCGGCGAUCAACGUGUUGCUAGGCGGCGAUCACGUGUGCUUAGGCGAUCGUGAAGCGAACAGACGCGUCGAAGAAGAGAAAGAUGGCGGCAAUCCUGCUGCGGCGAUCGUUGCAUAUGUAACGACCCUGUACGUGCCGGCGCUGCGGCAGCUGCGGCAGGUGGCGCUAGUGCUCAACUUCCCAGCGACGGCGGCGCCGCGCCUCGCCGCGCGUCUUCACGAGAUAGCGCGGAGCGAGCGCAUGCGCACCGACAUGACCGCGCUGAUGGCGCUCUGCACGAAGGGAGAGAGCGACAUCAGGUGCUGCCUGAACACCUUACAGUUCAUCCACGGCCGCCAGAGGGAGCUGUGUCUGGCCGACGUGAACAGCGCCAGCGUCGGACAGAAGGACCUUCACAAGGGCGUCUUCUCGCUGUGGGCGGACGUCUUCCAGAUGCCGCGGCCGAAACGGAGGCAGUUUGCGAGGAUAGUCGUGCCGAACGAUGCCGCGUCCGCUUCAGGCGUCGGCGACGACGGCGCCAGUCUAGGCGACCUCGGCGCCGUCGCCACGACGAUGACGGGCCGCUUCAACAACACCCUGCAGGUGGCGCUGGCGUGCGGCGACUACGAGAAGGUCGCUCAGGGGUUGUUCGAGAACUACCUGCAGGUGAAGUACAGGGAUCCGAAGCUAGAGGCGGUGCGGAAGUAUCUGACGGAGCGCGACCUCGCGAUGGAGGUGCUGCCACCUCUCCUCGAGGUCAUGCGUCCGACUCUCCGCCCCGUCAACACGCAGCUGUACAGCGUGCGCGAGAAGGCCGAGCUGCGGCACGUCGUGGCCGUCAUGAUCGCGUACAGCGUCACCUACAGGCAGGAGCGCACGGCGGACGGCGUGUACGCGUACGUCGCCGACCCGGACGUCGCAGAGGUCGCUUGCUUCCCAGGGCUCAAGCAGCGGCGGCAGCUCACGUACGCCGCGAAGCAGCUCGUCGCACGCGAGAUUGAACUGGAGAAACUCAGAAGAAGGGAACCUGGCCUCGGCCACAGACAGGAAGCCCCGACGAGAGACCCGGCGAAGAGGAAGGUCGGAGAGGAGAAGAAGGAGAAGGGGAAGCUCAGUCACCUUGCGAAACUGGAGGCCAAGCCUGUGGUGGAGGCGGAGAAGGUGGCCCGCGGAUUUCUUCGUAGACUCAUAAAACGACGAUCUUACACUGUAUUUGAUGAGAUUAAAGAUGUGCACUUCGCACCUGGUUACCACGCCAGCCGGCGUCGUGUGAAAUACUGGUUGAACAACUGA